Molecule: messenger RNA, 744 nt
Organism: Bacidia gigantensis
Lineage: Eukaryota; Fungi; Ascomycota; Lecanoromycetes; Lecanorales; Ramalinaceae
Exons: 1
Coding region: 1-744 (247 amino acids)
Biological process (GO): allantoin catabolic process
Molecular function (GO): allantoicase activity
Source: RefSeq, a predicted model, not a curated record
AUGGGGGAGGGUGAGGGGAAGGGGGCGGGGGCGGACGAGAGGGUGUGUAGGGAGGGGUAUAUGGGGUGGAAAGAAGUGCUGGGACGGAGCAAGACGGAGGGGGGAACGAGGCAUGCGUGGGUAUUGCCGUCGUCGUCUCAGGCUGGGGGAGAUAGGGGUGGAGAGGGUAGAGGGGUAAAAGAGGAUGUCUACACGCAUGUCAAGCUGCUCAUGUAUCCAGAUGGCGGGAUCGCGAGGUUUAGGCUCUAUGGACGCCCUGUCGUGCCUGAGGUUUCCACUACGGGGUUGAGUGGAAGGGGGAAAGAGGUGGAGCUCUCAGCCGCGCUGAAUGGAGGCACGGUCGUGGAUUGGAGUGAUCAGCAUUUCGGGCAUGCGAGGAAUUUGCUGCUGCCUGGACGGGGGAAGGAUAUGGGCGAUGGGUGGGAGACGAAGAGGAGUAGGGAGAAGGGACAUGUGGAUUGGGUUGUUGUCAGGCUUGAGGCGAGGGGGAAGGUGGGCAGGGUUGUGGUAGAUACGAUGCAUUUUCGGGGGAAUUUCCCGCGGGGGGUGAGGGUUCUGGGGACGGAUGAGGCAGAGGGGAACAAGGAGGAGGAGUGGACGGAGUUGGGGAAGAUAGAGCAUUGUGAGAAGGAUAAGGAGCAUGAGAUUCUGGUGGAGGGCGAGAAGGCCGUGAGUUUGGUCAAGAUGAUUAUUGAGCCUGAUGGAGGAGUCAAGAGGUUGAGGGUCUUCGGUACGAGAGUCUAG